Myotis davidii is the source of this 2955-nucleotide messenger RNA. RefSeq names its product zinc finger, DHHC-type containing 7 (gene ZDHHC7). The record is from RefSeq and is a predicted model, not a curated record. Gene Ontology annotation, biological process: peptidyl-L-cysteine S-palmitoylation; protein targeting to membrane. NCBI's taxonomy places the organism in Eukaryota, Metazoa, Chordata, Mammalia, Chiroptera, Vespertilionidae. The transcript has 8 exons. Gene Ontology annotation, cellular component: Golgi apparatus; endoplasmic reticulum. Gene Ontology annotation, molecular function: protein-cysteine S-palmitoyltransferase activity. Bases 127 to 1053 code for a protein of 308 amino acids.
AGUGGGGAAGACAGCCUGGAAAGAUCCUAUCACAUAGGACAGUAUGUACCUUCAGAUCCUGAAGAAAAGGCGCAAAAUGUUCAAGUAAUGUUUCAAAGUAAUUUGUGAGGGUGCAUCGGGGAAAUCAUGCCGUCAUCAGGACACCGGCUCCGUGAUGUCGAACACCAUCCUCUCCUGACCGAAAAUGACCAUUAUGACUCUUCGUCCUCCUCUUCCUCCGAGGCUGACGCGGCUGACAGGGUCUGGUUCAUCCAUGACGGUUGUGGCAUGAUCUGCGCUGUCAUGACGUGGCUUCUAGUCGUCUAUGCAGACUUUGUGGUGACAUUUGUCAUGCUGCUGCCUUCCAAAGACUUCUGGUACUCCGUGGUCAACGGAGUCAUUUUUAACUGCUUAGCGGUGCUUGCCCUGUCAUCUCACCUGAGAACCAUGCUCACCGACCCCGGAGCAGUACCCAGAGGAAACGCUACUAAAGAAUACAUGGAGAGCUUGCAGCUGAAGCCUGGAGAAGUGAUCUACAAGUGCCCCAAGUGCUGCUGCAUCAAGCCCGAACGCGCCCACCACUGCAGUAUUUGCAAAAGAUGUAUUCGGAAAAUGGAUCAUCACUGCCCGUGGGUGAACAAUUGUGUAGGAGAGAAGAAUCAGAGAUUUUUUGUGCUCUUUACUAUGUACAUAGCUCUGUCUUCAGUGCACGCUCUGAUUCUCUGUGGACUCCAGUUCAUUUCCUGCGUCCGGGGGCAGUGGACAGAAUGCAGUGAUUUUUCACCUCCGAUCACUGUAAUCCUGUUGAUCUUCCUGUGCCUUGAGGGUCUCCUGUUUUUCACUUUCACUGCAGUUAUGUUCGGCACCCAGAUCCACUCAAUAUGCAAUGAUGAAACGGAGAUCGAGAGACUGAAAAGCGAGGAGCCGACCUGGGAGCGGCGCCUGCGAUGGGAGGGGAUGAAGUCUGUCUUUGGGGGACCUCCCUCCCUCCUCUGGAUAAAUCCCUUCGUCGGCUUCCGAUUUAGGCGACUACAAAUGAGACCCAGAAAAGGAGGCCCGGAGUUCUCCGUUUGAGACGCCUCUUCUGCUGGAGCUUGUGAAUGGACUUGAAAUUAUUUAUUUGGUGUCUGAAAGGGUAUCAACAACUCAUCUGUGACCAAUAGGGCAAAUGGACCUCCACAAACCAGUUGCUUGCAGCAAGCAGAAUCUUAUAUACUUACCGUCGCAGGUGGCAGAUUUUCCAAACUAGGAACUGGAUGAUGCAGGUGUUUUCACCUGCACAACUAACAGAAGGGAGCUGGCCACGUGAAGAAGCCAAAUGUCAUUCUCGUCCCUCCAGUUAGGACUUUGUUAAGACUGCGUUGCAUUCCUGAGAAGCUGUGUGAUAUCACAUGGGUUAUCAAACCCUGUGUACUGAGCUGCUGUUUUCAAUCACUAAGAAGAAAAGAAUUGAUAAAUUCUUUGAAAUCCAGUGAAAGAAUUCUCCGACGAGUGGUCACAGGGAGUCCUGUUGACCCUGCGAUUCAUUAGUGCACUCCCUUGGUCCACAGGGGCGUUUACGUAGAAGUACGUUUUGGUCUCCAUUAGCUCUGUCAUUCGCACUGAAUUUGCAGAAGAUCUGUGCAUUGCACACGAAGGCGGCUCCAGGUACACUCCCACUGCCCGGAGGGGCCUUCCGUGAUCCUGCAGCAAGUCUGUGUGCGUGUCUGUGUCCGUGUGUGUGCGCGCGUGCAUGUGUGUUUUAAAAUUGACAGUGUUGUUUAGGCGAUGUAACACUUAACGGCCGUGAGCAGCAAACUAACUAUUUUUUAGAAACCGACGUUUCAGGGAAGCGGGGAGAGCUGCCCCGGGAUCCUCCUCCCGUGGGUUCACUAUGAAUGUAUUGCAAACUGGAGAAUAUCUUGAUCCAAAGAACAAUCAUUCCUGUGUGGUCCUUUGUUGCCCUCCUGUUUUCGUUUCAUCUUAAAAAUCGUGAGCACAUGAGGGCCUCGGAACUGACUUUUUCAGUUCUGCCCAAAUUAGCAGUGUAUAAACGGCACCUCGGUGGGAGAAGAGCUAAGUCCCCUGGCGGCCUUCACCUGUGCAGCGUGGUGGGCGUGUAGGAAGAAGGGCCGCACAGCGACAGGUACACACUGAGGGGUCGGCCACUGGCAUCACCGAGAAGGUGAGGGACCACAGGCCAUGAACCCUAGACUCUGUGUCCCUCAUUUGCAAAGAAUAUUCAGGAUGGCAACAGCUUGUUUUUCUUUCUUUUCUUUUUCUUUUUUUUUUUUAUUAUCAUUUUUGUUUCUCUACCCAUGUCACCAGUGAUUAAAAAAAAGGACCCUUGGUGCAGAGCUUAAAAUUAUGCUAGAAAGCAAACAGCUCCCCUCCUUGGGGACUCGCCUUAAACUUGCCUGGUUUGUCCAUGUUCGCGGGACCCAUGAGGAAGCGUCUGUGACAGCCCGAGGGUCUCCGUGAGCCUGCCUCCCACGCUGAGAAGAGUUGGUGUCUCCCUCCUGGUCCUCAUGCCUUUCUGUUCAUCUGUGAACCGUUUCUGUUUCUGUUUUGAAGUGAUCCGCACCCUUUCCUAAUCAGGGUUUCUACCACUGCUGAUGCAAAACCACAAAGGGACCUACUCGAGACACAGUGGUAGCCAGUGAACAAAGCUGUGGGAUGUGGAAGUGAACCAGUCACUGCAGAAACUGUGAGCUCCGGGGGGCUGUCACUGUCCCAGGGCCAGGCACCCAUCCGGAGAGUCUCCUGAGACUGUUUUGCAUAUUCUUUUGCACAUCUGUUGUCUGGGUUGGACUUGUGUAUUGGGCUUCAGUGUGAGCCUUUUAAUAUGUAUAUCUUGUUUAUCAAUAAAUUAUCAAAGUGGUUGAAUCCUGUGAGACUUGGCAAGUAUGUGCAAAUCAAGUAUACUUGACUUUCAACCUCUUCUUUCAAUGUAACUUUUAUAUGAAAUAAAGUCACCGCUGAUGAUCUCAAACAGUC